UGCGUUGACGUAGCUUCGGACCUACAAUUUAAAGGAUGCCUCGAGUGCUUCUCUAAAUUAGACGCAUGAUAUUUUCUCUUCUAUCCCCAACAUUCCAACACUAAAUCGAUUAUAUGACCGAUAAUUAUUUAUUACUUCCCAUUGCAGUGCCAUCAUCUCUAAUUAGAGACCUUUGACGUCUAAAAUGGGUAGAUAUGUAGUCGGAUCUCCCGAGGAGAAAGUCAAGCGGGCUAAGUUCGAGUUCCGUGGAUCCUGUGCGAAAGCACCAAAUGAGGAGAACAUUAAGUUGCUACUCGGCGAAGAAUGGUGCAGCAAUGACAUCAAUAUUACACUCUUGUCAAAUGAUUCUCAUGCUUAUAACUAUCUAAUUACGAAGCCCAAGGAGAACAAACUUACCAAGACUAUCAUACGAGUGAUGCUACCGGUCGACCCCUAUUUCAAGACGCAAGCCGAGGUCUCUACUAUCGAAUGGAUCCGACAGUAUACGUCGCUACCAGUUCCCAGGGUCUUGAUAUUCGAUCCAACUGGUACUACCCAGAUUGGGCUCGAAUGGGUUGUCCUAGAAUGCUUCCAAGGUCAAGUACUUCCUGUCGCGGCCGAGGCAGGCGAAGUCAAUUGGGCUAUGGUAAGCAACGAGAAGAAGCGGUCAUUGAUACGACAGUUUGUGUCCUUCUACUCCGCGACAUUCGACCACCAAUUAUCCGCAAUAGGUAAUCUAUAUAUGGGCCGUGCGACCGGAGUCCAAGAAGAAGAUGAUAAAAUCGGUGUCAUCGUCUCACCAGAGUUCUAUAUGAAAGAGAACCAGAAAUAUGACCACGGCCGUGGGCCAUUUCGAAACAGUGCCGAAUGGCUCAAAAUACGCCUGGACAUGAAGUACAAAGACUGCCUGGCCAUCCCGAAUGCAAACGCCGUUCUUAGGGCUGGACACAUUAUCGACCGCUUGAAGAGAUUGAGAGAGAGGCUCUUUGAUUCCACACUCUUCGAGCCCACCGUGCUCACGAACUGUGACAUAGGCCCGACCAAUAUCAUGAUGAAUCACAAUAGACUAGUCGGGGUAGUGGAUUGGGAGCAUACAUCUGCUCUUCCACUGUGGAAAGGGUGCGAACUUCCCAAGUUUCUGCAAGGAAUAAAACGUACCAGAGAACCUGACGAGAGAGAAUAUCUGGAUGAAGAGGGCGAAUGGUUGGCUGGGGCCAGAGACGACUUCGCCAAGCAUAUGCUACAAUGGUCGCGAACAAUGCUUCAAAAGAUGUUCCUUGACGAGAUGUCCCGGAAGUGUCCCCAGUGGACGGCCAUUUAUAAUUCUCCAAUUACUCGUCUAAGGAAGGACUACGAUGUCGCGGUGAGCUCCUGCGACAACGUAGCUACUCAAGCUGCAAUCGAGAAGUGGCUCUACACUAUAGAGUCAGGCUUGGAAAACAUUCGGCUUCAGGACCCGGGAAAGGCUCGUGCAGAUAUCUCGAGCCUGGGCUUCACCAUUCGCAGCCUUCAGGAUCGUAUCUACGAUAGCGCAAACGUAUCCGACACAGCAAGACACCCCGCCACAGGGCCAGAAUCACAUAUAUGGAAUCUAUCUUGAUAGGGGAAGGAAACUGUUUACAGACCAGGCCCCUGACUAGUACUGCCUGAACUAACAUCUUUACAGUAUCCUCAGAGGCUAGCUCGCGGUAUUAUUGCUCGGAGGGAUCGAGUUGCAUGCUUUCUUUGGGAGGAUCCAGGACUAAGGUUCGAGAGAAGAGCUUGCUUUCCUGGAUCUUGGAUCUGGCAAUUUACAGAGGAGCACGGAUCCGACCCGAGUGCUGCAUGUCUGCAAUAUCGAGUGGCAAUGCUGGUAAUCGUCAUGACUCUAGACUCCCGGAGCUGAAGUCUAGACUUGAGCUCGCCCACGUCGCCUGACCUUGCCA
This is a messenger RNA of Daldinia decipiens, 1904 nucleotides long. RefSeq lists its product as uncharacterized. The coding region runs from base 185 to 1579 and encodes 464 amino acids. Gene Ontology annotation, cellular component: mitochondrion. The record is from RefSeq and is a predicted model, not a curated record. Lineage: Eukaryota; Fungi; Ascomycota; Sordariomycetes; Xylariales; Hypoxylaceae. The transcript has 2 exons.